Messenger RNA from Columba livia (rock pigeon), 2632 nucleotides. RefSeq names its product DENN domain containing 6B (gene DENND6B). Bases 48 to 1766 code for a protein of 572 amino acids. Gene Ontology annotation, molecular function: guanyl-nucleotide exchange factor activity. Lineage: Eukaryota; Metazoa; Chordata; Aves; Columbiformes; Columbidae. The transcript has 20 exons. Gene Ontology annotation, cellular component: recycling endosome. The record is from RefSeq and is a predicted model, not a curated record.
GGGCCGGGCGGCGGGGCCGGGCCGGGCCGGGCGGAGCGGGCGCUGCCAUGGACGCGCUGUGCCGGGCCGAGCCCCGGCCCCGCCGGCCCGCCGCCGCCUCCCCGCUGCCCUGGGCCCGCUUCUCCGCAUGGCUCGACUGUGUCUGCGUGGUCACCUUCGACCUGGAGCUGGGACAGGCCAUGGAGCUGGUGUAUCCUCAUGACUUCAGGCUAACAGAGAAAGAGAAAACCAGUAUCUGCUACUUGUCCUUCCCAGACUCCUACUCAGGUGGCCUGGGGGACACUCAGUUCAGCUUCCGCCUGCGCCAGUCGGGGGGCCAGAGGACCUCGCACUACGAGGAUGGUGGCGAGUACAACAGAGAAGCGCCCCUGACGCUGCAGCGGGAGGCAGCUCAUUUCUUCGGCUACGUGUACUUCAGGCAAGUCAAGGACAGCUCCAUGAAGAGAGGUUAUUUUCAGAAGUCUUUGGUGCUGGUGUCGCGGCUUCCGUACGUGAACUUGUUCCAGUCGUUGCUGCAGCUGAUCGCUCCGGAAUACUUCGACAAGCUGGAGCCGUGCCUGGAGGCAGUGUGCAAUGAGAUCGAUCAGUGGCCGCCGCCUGCGCCAGGACAGACUCUGAACCUCCCGGUGAUGGGAGUUGUCAUUCAGGUGCGGAUCCCUUCGCGGGUGGAUAAGCCAGGAUCAAGCCCAGUGAAGCAGUUCAACCAGGAGAAUCUGUUACCAGCCCCAAUGGUUCUCCCCAGUAUUCACGAACUGGAUCUUUUCAGGUGUUUCCAGCCAGUGCUGAUUCACGUCCAGAUGCUGUGGGAGCUGAUGUUACUGGGAGAGCCGAUGGUGGUCAUGGCACCGUCCCCUACGGUUUCUUCAGAAAUGGUUCUGGCCCUUACCAGCUGCCUCGCUCCUCUGCGGUACUGCUGUGACUACCGGCCCUACUUUACCAUCCACGACAGCGAAUUUAAAGAGUACACCACCAGGACACAGGCCCCGCCAAACAUUGUUGUGGGAGUCACAAACCCUUUCUUUAUCAAAACCCUCCAGCACUGGCCGCACAUUCUUCGGGUUGGGGAGCUCCGAAUGUCAGGAGACCUGCCCAAGCAAGUCAAGGUGAAGAAGCUAGCGAAACUAAGAACUCUAGACACAAAACCAGGAAUCUAUACGUCUUAUAAAACAUUCCUUCACAAAGACAAAACCCUGAUAAAAAGAUUACUGAAGGGCAUCCAGCGGAAGCGCCCGUCCGAAGUGCAGAGCGCCCUUCUGCGGCGGCACCUCCUGGAGCUCACCCAGAGCUUCAUCAUCCCCCUGGAGCAUUAUAUUGCCAGCCUGAUGCCCCUGCAGAGGGCCAUUACUCCGUGGAAGAAUCCUCCCCAGAUUCGUCCUUUCCGUCAGGAAGAUUUCAUGAAGACCCUGGAGCACGCUGGUCCCCAGCUCACCUGUGUGCUUAAGGGGGACUGGUUGGGCCUCUACAGGCGUUUCUUCAAGUCUCCCAACUUCGAUGGCUGGUAUCGUCAGAGGCACAAGGAGAUGACCCAGAAGCUGGAGGCGCUGCACUUGGAGGCCAUCUGUGAAGCGAACAUCGUGGCCUGGAUGAAGGACAAGUCUGAGGUGGAGAUUGUAGACCUGGUGCUAAAACUUCGAGAGAAGCUGGUCAGAGCCCGGUGCCAGCACCUGCCCGUGAAGGAGGAGACGCUGCAGCGGGUGGGUCUGUACAUCGAGACCAUCAUCGGGUCCUUGCCGGCGGAUCUCCAGGCCGUGCUGCACCACCACUGAGCGCGGCCCGCGGGCCGGUGGAGAAGGAAGCGCCUCGCCCUGCUCCGAGCUCUGGGCAGCUGCAGUUGCGUUUGGAAAGGAAGGUUCUUCACGAUGCAGCCAGCGUGCCCUGAUCUGGACCUCGCUCACAGCCGCCUGUGGUUUUGAGCAUACGUGGGUCAGAACUGUGGCAGAAAUGGGGAAGCACGUGCACUAUUCUCUGUCUAGUCCUGCUUUGAGGAGCUGGGUUAGGGGACCGUGAAGGACAAAGCGUUCCCUGGUGGCCGCUGGUGGGUCAGAACGCGGCAGCCAGGCUGCUGAAAGCGUGGGGUGGGCUGUGCAAAACGUGAGCUGCCCGUGUAUCCACGUCCCUCUUUGGCUAGUGCUUGGGCGCUCAAAAUGGCCGUGUCACCGUCCUGCCUGGAAGAAGCGGGACCAGCGCUGUAGGGGGAGUUGUUUCCAGGGGAGCUCCUGAUGAUAACAGGAGGGACGUUGGUCCCCCCCACACAAACGAUGUGAAAAAAUAGCCACGACCCAUUCAGCAGCCUGACUCACGCUGCAAGAGCCUCCGCGGGGGCGGGAGUGGGAGGACGAGUUGCUGGACGCGGAAUGCUGUUGUUGUUUCCCCAAGGCAGAGACAGAGAAGAAGGGGCUGGUGCCUCUGCAGGGAGCAGAGCUCUCCGGAGAUCGCGGCGGGGUGCUGUGCGAACGGCUGGAGCUGCUGGAGCUGCGCAGAGAGGAGCUGGCCUCCAAAUGUAAUUUAUUCUGCUUGAAAAAUCAAGUUUGCGUGCUCUAAUAACGUACGAGGGAGCUGGAGCUCUGCCUUGGGCCACGAGGCAUCUGAUGCGAUCAGCCCACUCACUGAUAAAACAUGUUGGAGAACCUGA